This is a messenger RNA of Pieris rapae (cabbage white), 1721 nucleotides long. RefSeq lists its product as uncharacterized. The record is from RefSeq and is a predicted model, not a curated record. Bases 4 to 699 code for a protein of 231 amino acids. NCBI's taxonomy places the organism in Eukaryota, Metazoa, Arthropoda, Insecta, Lepidoptera, Pieridae. The transcript has 2 exons.
AAUAUGGCUGAUGCAGCGUUAGCACGUCGUGAAGCAAGGAGGAGAAAAAUAUUAGAAAAUUCUCACAAUAGACUUCAACGAAUAUCAGGGAAAUCAGGCGAUGAAAGCUGUAAAGAUUCAUUGGUGCAUUCUCCAAUACCCGACUAUCAGGAUGUUGUCUCGUCUGAAUGUAAUAGCAGUAAGUCGCUAUUAUCAAAUGGAGUACUAAGCUCUUCCAUAUCACCCACUAUAAGUUUGGGGUUAGCUUCAGAUGAAUUAGUAAACCAGAAUGAAGUAAUCAAUGACUUAGCGACUUUAUUGCCUCAAAAUGUAUUUAAUGACUCUAUUACCCAAACUCCUCAGGUAUCUUCCUUAUUGGAUAAUAUUGUCUGUUAUAAAUAUGAUAUAGUUAUCUUAUCUUUGAUUAUCCAAAUUCUAUACAGUUUAUCAAUCAUUUCCAUAGAAGGAACAUAUUAUUUCCUACCACUUUUUAUAUAUGCAGGCACAAAGAUGUAUUGGUUUACUCAACAAAUGAAUUGUACUUCCAGUUUUGCCAAUGUCUUAAUGCUCUUAAAAGGAGUUUCAACAUAUAGGGUACAAAAAAUUUUGAAUGCAAUGCAAAUAGUUAGUGCCAUUGGCUUAGAUUCUUGCAUCUUUUUGUUUACAACUAUUUGUGUACAAGCGGUUUAUAUUUUUAUAUCUGAUUUUUUUAUUAUAUAGACAAUUUUUUCACAUGCUUUUAAAACAUACCCUAUGUGUGGUGACUGAGAAGUUAAUUUAGUAAGCUAGGGUUUUGGGAAUGUUUGUUUUUAUGCUUGUGCCUUUAAUGUAAGUGAUAUAAUGUGACAUGUGUACAUUUUAGUCACAUAUUGCCAUCUUAGUUUAAAUUGUAAGUCUGUACAUAAUAUACAAACUACUCAAAAUUAUUUGUACCAUAUAAUAAUGAUAUAUGAUGUUAUAUAGUACUGCCUUUGUAGUCAUAAAUAGUCUGUGUAUUGCUGUGAAUUUAAGAUAUUUUUCUAUUUACCACAACGAAAGCUGGUUGUGUGUACAGGUUCUAUUUAUAUAACACUAACAAUGCAUUUAUAUAUUAGUACUUCAAGUUAUUUUUGUACUUUGUUACAUUAGCAAAUUGUUAUUGUAUAUUAAUAUAAUUACAGAAAAAGAGUUUCUGGAUUUUAACAAUUUUAUUAAGAAAAAGUUGCAAAGUCCUAGUUACCAUUCUUUAUUACUCAUUAUUGGUUUUGGUAUCUUCAUUUGAUACUUAGAUUAAAUAUUUUGGAUGUAUAUACUCAAAAAAUUAUUCACACAUUCAUCUGGCAACAUUUGGAGCCUAUAUUCUAUAGGAAAAUGUGUAUUGAAACAAAAAUGGCUAAGCCCAUAAAUUUUGGGAGUAUGGCAGUUUGUGACUGAAAAAUAAAAAUUGUGAGAAUGCUUCUCUUUUUGCUUGUUUUGACAUUGUUUGUACAAAAAGAGUGCUCCAUAAUUUCAUACAACACAUUGUUUAACUAUAUUUUGUAAAUUUUAUAAAUUUACUUAUUAUAUAACGGCAUUUUACAAUUUGUUUUAAUAAUGAAAUUAAAUUGUAACCAAAGACAGAACCAAUAACAUCCAAAUUGUUAUAACCACCUUUAAUAUUUUGUUUUAAUGUAUAAAAAUAAGGAAUAAUUAUUGUGUAAAAAUCAUAUGUUUGUAAAUUGUACAUAAUAAAUUUCAGAAUAAAAAUUGGUUUUCACAGUUUA